Molecule: messenger RNA, 1047 nt
Organism: Drosophila teissieri
Lineage: Eukaryota; Metazoa; Arthropoda; Insecta; Diptera; Drosophilidae
Exons: 1
Coding region: 137-940 (267 amino acids)
Source: RefSeq, a predicted model, not a curated record
CUUCAUUUUUACGUUUCGAGGAAAGCACAGCUCCAAAGAAAAAUAUAAAAAAUUCGUUUUGUACAAUUGGAAAUUUUUGUAACCCUUUUUUUUUUGUACGGUAGAUGGUAGAUUGGUAAAAUUUUGAGUUUGUAUAAUGGAUACAAAUACAAAUACAAAUGCCGGCGACGACGACAUUAGUAAUGAGAAAACAGCAACAGUACUCGAAACCAAGGACAUAGAUAUGCCCGCUCUAGACCCAGCAAAUUGGGACGCAGUGCAGCAGGAGAUCAAUGUGAAGGUGGCGGAGGCCAUGCAGGGCUUCUACAGCGUUCACUCCAAGGCGCUGCAGAAGAUGGAGCGGCUGAUACGCCAGAGACUGGUGCCCGAAUUGACGAGCACUUCGAGUAGCGACCUCAAGGAGAUUGCCGACCUAUUGCGCCGACUGGUGGACCGUGUGGAGAGCGUGGAACCCGUCAUUAAGAUCAAGCUGGAUGAAGGCACCUUGCCGCAGCCGCAGCCGCUUGGCCAGUCGCAGCUGCUGCAUCAACUGAAGAAUGGCUUGUCGGUGGUGUCGCGCAGCUUGGAAGAUUCCGGAGCAUCUGGUAGUCAGGAAGCGGAAGCGGCGGCGGCAACUGUGACCACCAUUCUCAUCUACCGCAAUCCUCGCUGCAACGGCCAGUCGAACAGCGAAAGGGACUUGCUGGCGGUGGCGGCUCGGGAGCAGCACAAGCGACCCAAGUCGGAGCCCAGCAGCAGUAGCGCGAAGAGGUCGGAUAGCUACGUGGUCAGGGAACGGGAGCGGGCCCAGUGCCAACUCAAUCUGGUGCUGCUGAAGAAGUCGCUGUUCUCCAUUCACCUCAAUCGCCACAAGCGCUACUGGCCGCCUGUCCAUCAUGCGCGCAGGCAUGCGAAAGCCCCAGUCCAUCGCCCAGUGGACACGACUCCUUUUGACGGCUGACCCACUGGAUGGUGCACAUUUCCCAUCCGGUAGAGCGAUUCUUCCAGUCGUUUGGAGCUGGAUCCCUGGAGUAGAUGUGAAAUAAAUGAAUUGGCUUGCCUGCAGAA